ACUAAAUUACGUGUACGAGUUUCUGUGUGUGUUUGUGUUCGACGAAUUGAACUAUAGUGCCUAGAGAGUGGGCUUAUAAGUCAAAAAAUAAACAAAAUCUCAUUAUUUUGCCGCAUAUUAUUUUGUUCAAUCGGAUUGAGGUAUCAGUUGAGUAAAAGCGGUCGUGUGAGAUAGUUGGAAAGAAGAAAAUAUCUUCGAUUAAUUUGUACAAAUAAUAGAAGAAGGAGAACAAACAUUCAAUUCCGUUAUUUUCGUUGUAACAAACUCUCGCGAGUGCAUCCGUAUUCCAGCAACAAUUUCAUUGAUUUCGGAAUUUGUUUUUUCUCGGAAGACAAAGUUUUUGAUUUUGUGAUUAUUUUUCAACAUUUGCUACAAUGUCGUCACGUUCACGAAAAGCAGGUAGUGUGGCACCACAAAAUUCUGGACCAGCCGUGUCACCAAUAACCGUUCGGCCGACCAGUCCGUUAAGUCCAACGCGUCACAGUCGAUUGGCUGAAAAAGCCGACCUACAAAAUCUAAACGAUCGGCUGGCAUGCUACAUUGAUCGGGUACGAUAUUUGGAAACGGAGAAUGCCCGGCUUACGCUGGAAGUGCGAACGUCACAGGAAACCGUGACCAGAGAAACAUCAAACAUCAAACAGAUGUACGAACAUGAGCUGUCCGAUGCCCGAAAGUUGUUGGAUGAAACGGCCAGGGAGAAGGCAAAGUUGGAAAUUGAUGUGAAGCGGCUUCUCGAGCAGAAUGAUGAUCUACGACAGAGGUUGGAUAAGAAGACGAAAGAACUGGCCACUGCAGAGAACAGCCUACGGCUACUUGAAUCUCGAUGCAACGAUCUUACAGCCAAAUACAACACUGCCGUUGCUGAUCGCAAAAAGGCUCAAGAUGAGGUCAAAGAUUUGGAGCGUGAAGUGCUCAAAUUACGCAAACAAUUGGAAGACGCUCGCAAGCAUUUGGAAGAGGAAACGUUGGCUCGUGUCGAUCUGGAGAACACCGUGCAAAGUCUUCGGGAAGAGUUAACAUUCAAGGAUCAAGUUCACUCACAGGAACUGACCGAAACGCGAUCUCGUCGACAAGUCGAAAUCAGCGAAAUAGACGGACGACUAGCCGAACAGUAUGAGGCCAAGUUGCAACAGUCUCUGCAAGAGUUACGCGACCAAUACGAAGCGCAAAUGCGAGCUAAUCGUGAGGAAAUCGAAUUACUUUUCGAUGGAAAGAUUAAGAACAUUCAAAAUGCUUCGCAACGCGACAAACAAACCGCUGCCGCAGCUCUUGAAGAGAUCCGUAUAACGAGAUCUCGUGUCGAUGGACUGCAAUCGAAAAUCAACGAUUUGGAGUCAUUGAAUUCAGGAUUGAAUGCUCGAAUUCGUGAUCUGGAACAGUUACUGGACCUGGAACGGUCACGCCGAGCUGAUGACGAAGCUGAAUUAGCCAGACUUCGUGAAGAGAUGGCAUUGCAGCUGCAAGAGUAUCAAGAUUUGAUGGACAUUAAAGUGUCACUGGAUUUGGAAAUUGCGGCGUACGACAAAUUGUUACGCGGCGAAGAGCAGCGACUUAACAUUACGCCAUCGAAUUCAGCCACAGCGAGUCAACUGCAACAGUCAUUCGCACGAUCGGCCAGUGGACGUGCAACACCAGUUGGACGAAGCACCCCAUCACGCGGCGGAAUGAAACGCAAGCGUACGUUGUUGGAAGAAUCGGAAGAGAGAAAUUUGUCCGAAUUUUCAGUUACCUCUUCAGCAAAAGGCGAUGUUGAGGUGUUGGAUGUUGAUCCCGAAGGAAAAUUCGUGAAAUUGCACAACAAAAGCAACAAGGAAAUCAACCUUGGUGGAUGGCAACUGUUGAGAACGGCCGGAGCCAACGAAACAUCAUUCAAAUUCCAUCGUUCCGUGAAAAUUGACGGUGCCCAAGUGAUUACAGUCUGGUCGUCCGACACUGGUGCUAAUCAUGAACCUCCGCUCAAUAUUGUGAUGAAAGGUCAGAAGUGGUUCGUCGGAGACAACAUGAAGACGCAACUAUUGAACACGGAUGGAGAGGAAGUAGCAGCGUCCGAACGGGUACGCCAUCAAGUUUCCAGCCACGCAUCACGCCAUCGUGAUUCGUACGGCCGAGGAGAAGAUUUGUAUCAUCAACAAGUGCAACAGUCCAGAGCAUCACCAUCGUCUUCCGUUGGGCGCUUGUUUUCAUUUUGGUAAACAAACACCUUGCCAACGCCACCUCAUUCUCUCGUCAUGAACUCUCCGUACAACGUAACAACCUCAUCAGUUUUUUUUUUAAUUAUUUAAUUUUACGAAAAUUGUUAAGUCUAGUGUCUGUGAGCACUUUGCAUCAACAAAAUAUGUGCGUAGUCAUUCGCAAUAGUCAAUUUAGGAUGAAGUUUUGUGUUUAAGGUCUA
Messenger RNA from Bradysia coprophila, 2392 nucleotides. Its product is annotated as lamin-C-like. Gene Ontology annotation, biological process: protein localization to nuclear envelope; heterochromatin formation; nuclear pore localization. Gene Ontology annotation, molecular function: structural constituent of cytoskeleton. The record is from RefSeq and is a predicted model, not a curated record. Lineage: Eukaryota; Metazoa; Arthropoda; Insecta; Diptera; Sciaridae. Gene Ontology annotation, cellular component: nuclear envelope; nuclear lamina.